This is a messenger RNA of Carica papaya (papaya), 1750 nucleotides long. It is a transcript of the gene AMI1, whose product is annotated as amidase 1. NCBI's taxonomy places the organism in Eukaryota, Viridiplantae, Streptophyta, Magnoliopsida, Brassicales, Caricaceae. The record is from RefSeq and is a predicted model, not a curated record.
GGGCUGCCCGUUUUUAUCGGGCCGGUUCACGCUAUUUUAUAAGAAUUAUUGGUUGGUCGCUUCUUGACGUCGUGUCCAUUUUUCUCUCUUAUCGUCAUCCUUUGGCUCUUUUACUUUCUCAUUGAUCAAACUGAUCGUAGCUUCGCCAUUGUUAACCAGAAAUCCAGGCGGUCCAAGUCACAAGUAAUGCUAAGCUGAAAGUAGGUAGUACAUAAAAUUUCCGCCAAUUCACCACUCUCUAUCUGCAUUGGCGUAUCGGACAGCGCUAGGAAAUGGCUAGGGACCCCGAUUACGGAGCUUUCAUGGAGAAGUUCACCGUAACUCCGAGCUCAACUACUCAGAAACUUCCUUUGACUGGGCUCACUUUUGCUGUUAAGGACAUAUUUGAUGUGGAUGGAUAUGUGACUGGGUUUGGAAACCCUGAUUGGGCUAGGACUCAUUCAGCUGCCACAUCAACAGCUUCUGCUGUUUUGGCCGUCUUAGAGGCUGGUGCCGCAUGUGUUGGUAAAACUGUCAUGGAUGAAAUGGCAUACAGUAUAAAUGGAGAAAAUAAACAUUAUGGGACACCUACAAAUCCAUGUGCACGUGAUAGGGUGCCUGGUGGAUCUUCUAGCGGAUCUGCUGUUGCUGUAGGUGCAAAGCUUGUAGAUUUCUCUCUUGGAACUGAUACCGGAGGGAGUGUUAGAAUCCCGGCCUCAUAUUGCGGAAUAUUCGGUUUCCGUCCUUCACAUAAUGCUGUUUCAACUGCUGGAGUUAUUCCUAUGGCACAGAGUUUUGAUACUGUGGGAUGGUUUGCUAGGGAUCCUGAGAUGUUGAGUCGGGUUGGGCGUGUUCUACUGCGGUUGCCUGAUAUGAAUCAUGCCAGUCCUAGUCAGAUAAUCAUUUCAGAAGAUUGUUUCCGGCUAUCAAGCAUCCCAAGUGAUCAAACAGCUCAAGUUCUUGUUAAAUCAGUGGAGAAAUUGUUUGGAGGUCAUGUUAUAAAACACAUAAUCCUUGGGGAUUAUGUUGAAGAUAAUGUUCCAAGUCUGAAGCACUUCAUGAGUAAAGGAAUCCAAGCUCAAGAGUAUAACAUACUAUCCCUUGCAGCCCUUUCAAAUGCCAUGCGGUUGCUUCAGAGGCAUGAAUUCAAGGAUAACCAUGGUGAAUGGGUUACCUCAGUAAAACCUGAUUUUGGUCCAGGCCUAUCAGAACGUAUAUGGGAAGCCGUCAAUCGACAGGAAAAUAUUGAUCUCUGUCAGUCAAUUAAGGCUGAACUACAAUCUGCUCUCAGUGCUUUGCUGGGGGACCACAGCAUUCUAGCCAUCCCUACCGUUCCCGGUCCUCCACCAAAACUACAAACAGACCCAAUCACGUUGGAAAGCUUUCGUGCCAGGGCUUUUAGCUUGCUGUCCAUUGCUGGAGUUUCUGGAUUCUGUCAGGUUACAAUACCUUUAGGGCUGCAUGAGAAUCUUCCGAUUUCGGUUUCAUUGUUGGCUAAACAUGGUUCAGACAGGUUCCUACUCACUUUUGUUGAAACUCUCUACGACACCCUCAAGUCACAGAUUGCAGGCACCGAGUGAUUUAGUUCAGUACCUUCCUUACAUUUCAGAGCAUGUUUGUUCUCGUUAAUAAGUACAUAAUCAAUUAUACAUUACCAGAUUAAUCUUAUUUUAAUUCAAAAUUUGACCAUACUUAAAUUGUCUAAGUUUCAUUUUUUAUUUUAUGAAAUUAAAUUUUCAAUCAAGCUCAAUGUAAGACCAUGUUUAGAACA